Messenger RNA from Neoarius graeffei (lesser salmon catfish), 1379 nucleotides. It is a transcript of the gene ciapin1, whose product is annotated as cytokine induced apoptosis inhibitor 1. Gene Ontology annotation, cellular component: cytoplasm. Lineage: Eukaryota; Metazoa; Chordata; Actinopteri; Siluriformes; Ariidae. The transcript has 9 exons. The record is from RefSeq and is a predicted model, not a curated record. Gene Ontology annotation, molecular function: iron-sulfur cluster binding. Gene Ontology annotation, biological process: iron-sulfur cluster assembly. The coding region runs from base 16 to 1050 and encodes 344 amino acids.
CCGACUAGCGUGCUAAUGUUAGCAAAGUUGACGUCAUUUUAUCGCGACGCCGAAUCAGUCGGAUCACCGGACGCGAACGACGGUGAGUUGAUUCCUGCAUCUGGUGAACAUUUUAAAAUAGGAGUGGUCAUGGCAGAUCUCGGACUGAAACAGGGAGAUAAAGUGUUGGUGUUAUGGACCCACCCGUCUUCUCCGACAGCUUUGGUGGCGUUUGCUGAGGGUGUCGGCGCUGUGGUUGGGGGCCAGAACCAGGUGUCCCUUGAGAACAUGGAAAGACUCCAGAUUUCCUCUCACUCGGCUUCAAGUUACGACUGGGUUCUGUCCCAACUGCUUCCUGACACCGCUUCAGUCCACAGCUCUGAGAUUCUGGCAGAGAUGGCCCGGGUCCUGAAACCUGAUGGGAAGCUGAUUCUGGAGGAGCCAGUAUCAGGUUCUGAGGAGGUGACUGGAGUUAGAACAACUGCAAAGCUCAUAUCGGCCCUCAAACUGUCCGGCCUGGUGUCCGUCACGGAGGUGAAGAGUGAAGCCCUGAGCCCUGAGGCGCUUAAUCAGCUCCCAGACGUCCAGGGAAAACCUCUGUCUCGGGUGCGAAUUACAGCGUCCAAACCCAACUUUGAGGUCGGAUCAUCAUCUCAGCUCAAACUGUCCUUCGCCAAGAAAGCAGAAAAGCCAGCGCUCGAUCCAGGUGCUGCCAAACUGUGGACGCUUUCAGCGAAUGACAUGGAUGACGAUGAUGUUGACUUGGUGGACUCGGAUGCACUCCUGGAUGCCGAAGACCUGAAGAAGCCUGAUCCGGCUUCGCUCAGAGCGUCGGCAUGUGGAGAAACGGGAGCUAAGAAGAAAGCCUGCAAGAACUGCACGUGCGGCCUUGCGGAGGAACUGGAGCAGGAGACCAGAGCCGCUCAGAAAACCAGUCAGCCGAAAUCUGCCUGUGGGAAUUGUUAUUUAGGAGAUGCUUUCCGCUGUGCCAGCUGUCCGUAUCUCGGCAUGCCAGCGUUUAAACCAGGAGAGAAGGUCGUCCUGGCGAACACACAGAUCACAGAUACCUAAAACACGCCGAUUCCCCAAAGUGAUGAUUCAGUCCUUCAGUUAUGGUCAUGUGUGGUGGAUUGAAUAAUCACCAGCAGUAUCAGACCUGAGGCUCUCAAAACCAAAUUUAUUCACUCAAGUAUAAAUGCAAUACAUGUGUAAUACCUAAACUAUAUAUAUUACAGCAUAUAAGCCUUAAGAAGUCGAUCCACUGCUAUUUAAACCGGACACUCCCCCCCCCCCCCCCCCCCCCCAGUUGAACUGAUCAAACUCCAGGAUGUCUUGACCAUGUGUGUGUUUGUAUAAUAUAGAAUGGCAUCUGAAACAACAAUAAAUGGAUUUACACAUUC